GAAAACAAAUCCGCAAAUUAAAAGAAUAUAUGAUCAAUGCGCUGUUAAAAAAGAGUAUGAAAUGCUGAAGACCAAGAUCCUCCCUAUGUUCCCUCCGGUUUUCCAUAAAUGGUUCUUGACGACGUUUUCUGAACCAGCUGCUUGGUUUAGGUCACGUGUAGCUUAUGCUCACACCACAGCAGUUUGGUCCAUGGUUGGGCACAUUGUUGGACUUGGUGACCGUCAUGGAGAAAAUAUCCUCUUUGACUCUACUUCAGGUGAUUGUGUUCAUGUAGACUUCAGUUGCUUAUUUGACAAAGGCUUACAACUGGAGAAGCCUGAGUUGGUGCCAUUCAGAUUGACCCAGAACAUGAUCGAUGGUUUGGGCAUCACUGGAUAUGAGGGCAUCUUCAUGAGGGUAUGUGAAAUCACUCUCACAGUGUUGAGGACACAUAGGGAGACAUUGAUGAGCAUACUGGAGACAUUCAUCCAUGAUCCUCUUGUGGAGUGGACAAAAACACACAAAUCAAGCGGAGUAGAAGUUCAGAACCCACAUGCUCAGCGGGCCAUAAGCAGCAUUGAAGCCCGGUUGCAGGGCGUGGUUGUUGGUGUUCCACUACCGGUAGAAGGUCAGGCUCACCGGUUGAUUGCUGAUGCAGUCUCACUUGAGAAUCUUGGGAAGAUGUACAUCUGGUGGAUGCCCUGGUUCUGAUGAAAAUCUCUGAACCCCGCUGUUGGUUGCACGCUACACCAGUUUGCAUAAUACCACUUAUGUUAAUACAUUGCAGUGACCCAUGGAAAUCAGGAGUAUAUGAUCCUAGGAGUAUUUGAGUAGAAACACCUUCCCGAACGGAGAGUUCAUGUAGCUAGGCUAAUUCUAAUUAUUAUAGUGUUUUUUAUUUAUUUUGCUGUACAAAAAAACUUUUUGAUUAACCAGGUUUGAUGACAUGUGGCUACAUAAGAUUGC
Camelina sativa (false flax) is the source of this 946-nucleotide messenger RNA. The record is from RefSeq and is a predicted model, not a curated record. Lineage: Eukaryota; Viridiplantae; Streptophyta; Magnoliopsida; Brassicales; Brassicaceae.